Caretta caretta (loggerhead turtle) is the source of this 2237-nucleotide messenger RNA. RefSeq names its product tektin like 1 (gene TEKTL1). Lineage: Eukaryota; Metazoa; Chordata; Testudines; Cheloniidae. The record is from RefSeq and is a predicted model, not a curated record.
UCUGGCAUUGUCGCUGGCACUGGGGCAUCCACCCAUGGGGCACAGAGAGCUGGUAUCGUCCUGAUCCCAUACCAGGCAGGAAGGCUCCUCGCAGGCAGGGAGGGCCACUAUGGGGAAGCCAGCCUCCUGCCCCUCCCUGCCCUGACCACGAGUCAGCCAACUCCCCAGCCUCCUGCCCCUUCCUGCACCCAGGUCUGAUCCAUGGGCCAGCCAGCCCCAUAACCUCCACCUCUCCCUGCCCCCAGGUCUGACCAUGGAGCAGGCCCCUCCCUGCCCCUGAGGUCUGACCCAUGGGCCAGUCCCCUAUACCCCCACCCCUCCCUGCCCCCAGAUCUGAUCCACCAGGUAGCCAGCCCCUUAUCCCCCCAUCACUCCCUGCCCCCUGGAGCUGACUCACAGGGCUCUACCAGCCCCCUAUUCCCUGCCCCUCCCUACCCCCGAGGUCUGACCCACUGGGUAGCUAGCCUCCUAUCCCUCCUGCCUCUCCCUCAGAUCUGACCCAUAGGCCCAGCCAGCCCAGUAUGCCCUGCCCUGUGUCAGACCCAUUCACACACCUUAGGGCUGGUCCCAGGCUGGAAGGCACCUUGAAGGAGAUGGGAGACUGGGCUCAGGACCCUGGCUGUCUGUGGCAGCGGGGCUCUCCCAAGCCAGGCGGUGCUGACCCCUCUCUUCCCCACAGCUUGGCCAUGGGACCCCCCAAUGAGCUGCUGCGGGGCCAUGCGGGCCCGGAGGCCUGGCGCAAUGAGGCCAAGGCCACAGUGCGGGCGGCGCAGCAGCUGCGGGGGCGCUGCUGGCGGGAGGCAGUGGCGCAAUGGCGCCCACCGCAGCCCCCAGGCCAGCCCCAGGAGACGCCCUACGAGCGCCGCACUCGGCUGCAGGGCUGGCGCUUUAAGCUGGACGUGACGGCGGCUGGUGAGAUGCUGGAGAAGCCACCCGAGGGGCCAGGCAUCACGCUGUGGAAGACCAAGAUGAAGCCCCCACCCUGGGUGAGCCAGCUGCCCCUGCCCUGCUUCCGAGACCACUGUGCCAGCCAGAGCAACGGGCUGGCCGCCCACUAUGCCAGUGCUGUGCGCCUGGUGGUCAGCCGGCUGCGCCAGGCACUCACCGAGCUCAACGAGCAGGCCAAGUGCCUCAACCUGUCACGCCAGCACCUCGAUGCCGCCCUGGCCAAGGUGCGUACCGCGCUGCUCACCAACCGGCAGAGUGCUCUGGUGCGCGGGCACCGGCCCCCGGCCGAGCAGGCCCCAGACCAGGUGGACACACUGCUGCGGUGGGAACGCAAGGAGCUGCAGAGGCUGAAGGUGGAGCUGGAAGGGCACAUGGACAUGUCGGAGGCGCACCUCAAGGCACUGAGUGGGUGCCGGCACACCCUGGGGGCACUGUGCCAGGAGCGGGGGCAGGUGCUGGAGCUGCUGGGGCAGCCGCUGCGCAUGGUGCUGCUGGAGGCCGAGCGUGACUCCUGGCUCAGCUUAAGCCGGCCCUCGUCCCCCUUCGUAAUGAGGAACCCCACCCCGGAGGCCAGCCCUGUUGGGCCCUACACGCCAGAGUGCGCGGUGGCCAUUGAGGAGGCGCGAUGCCUGACCCUGCGCUCCAAGGAGGUGCUGGCCACGCUCAGGGCAGCCACGGCCCAGGCCACGGCCACGCGCCACCAGGCCCAGUCUGCCCUCGAUGGCAGUCUGCAGCGCAAGAUGGACGAGACCCUGGCGCUCAAGGAGCGUCUCUACAUGGCACUGGGGGGCAUGCGCAGCACCCUGAACCGUUGCCAGCGCUUCCACGGGGAGCUGGGCAUCACCCAGGGAAUGACCAUGGGCCCUGAGUCCAGCCAGUACCUGGAGGCGCGGGAGAAGCUGAACCGGCCCCUGGUGCGGGUGUACCAGCACCAUGUGGGCACCCAACUGCCUGAGGCCCAGAUCCUCACCCAGGGCAGCGUGCUGCUGGAGCGUUCCCUGCAGAAGGCGGCGGCCAAUGUGCAGCAGAUGCAGGCCACCCAGCGGCACCUGCGUGCCUCCAUCCGCGACAAGCAGACGGGCUUCCACGUAGAUGCCAGCGUGCAGCGCCUGCGCCGCCGCCGCAUGCACCCCCGCAGCAGCCUGGGGGGGGCCUGCCAGCUGCUCUGCUCCUAGGGGGCCCCCACAGCCAGAGCACAAGAAUAAAAUCCCCAGAGACUUUUGACCUGCCCACGAGUGUUACCCCGCGCAGGGGGGAUGCAGGGCCUGGAGCGGGGCAGGCUGGGGAGG